Molecule: messenger RNA, 942 nt
Organism: Cooperia oncophora
Lineage: Eukaryota; Metazoa; Nematoda; Chromadorea; Rhabditida; Trichostrongylidae
Source: the annotation of a GenBank genome assembly
AUGGGAGGACACUGGGGAAAUAGGUUCAGUAUUAUUUUGAGGAGUAUACCGCCCGAGCACCAAAGUGUUCUGGACAGUCGUUUGAAAGAAUUAGAAGAAAAUGGAUUUAUAAAUUAUUUUGGGAUGCAACGUUUCGGUUCCUGCGGUACAAGUACAGCCGAGGUGGGUAAACAUAUAUUGAAAAGGAAUUGGGAAGCUGCUGUGGCGCUCAUUCUCAGCAAUGAUAAUCUACCUGGGUACCUUGGCACCGUGGGGGAUGCUCUCCGAUGCUGGAAAGAAACAAAGGAUGCGUCGAAGGCACUUCGAUUCUUGAAGGGAAGCCAAGCAUAUGCAUCAAUAGAAGCCAUCAUAUUCAAGUGCCUUGCCAAGGGUGGAACGUGGCAGAAGUGUAUCGUUGAAGCGCUACCUAUUAACCUCAGGAGUUUAUAUGUGCAUGCCUAUCAGAGUCUGUUGUGGAACAAGGUUGUUUCCCGUCGAAUAUCUGAAGGAGGAGCUACAGUAACUCCAGACGAUGUGGGACAAGAUGGGAAAAAGCUUUCCGAAAAUGCUUCACAAUUUGACAUUUACAUACCACUUCCCGGAGAGGCCGUCAAUUUCGAGAAAAAUUACGUGUCACAGUGGUAUGAGGAAAUGCUAGCUGAGGAUGGAUUAUCGAAUUCUUCGUUCUCUACUCUUGAGGAUCGGUUCGCUCUAGGAGAGACCGCGCGACCAAUGUUGAUACGUCCACUCGAUGUGAAAUGGAAAUUCAUCCGAUAUUCUAAUCCUAGAGCGUACUUACAAACUCACGCGGAUGCCGCUAGAAACGAUUGGACGAACAGCCAGAAUGAUGGUCUCGACGUAUGCGAAACCGCUUUGGAGAACAAGGAACGGAAAGCCGAGUGCUUUCAGGAAGAUGUAUCUAAGGAUUUAGUUGAUCAUAAAUUAGUUAAAGUUGACGAGUGA